AUGGAGUGGUGUUGUGUAUGCGCACCGCAAGGCAGUGUGCAGGGCGGCGUGCAAGGCGGCGCUCAGGUGCCGCCGGGGGUGCCGCACUCCACCGCGCCGCCGGCAGGCAUCGGCGGCGUCCGCAAAGGGCGAGGUUAUCGCGAUUGGCGCACACGUGGAGACCCCACGCUCAUCAAUUCACUCUGGCGCAGUCGGCAGCCGCUUGGUAUUCGGAAACAGCUCGGCAACGCAGAGGUGUAUAUAGUGCUGGCGCUUCUAAUCGGCUUCGUGACCGUGGUGGUGGGGUGCUGGCUGUCGGACAACUGCUGGUCGCCGGAGCCGGAAGACGUGCUGGCGGGCGGCUGA
Molecule: messenger RNA, 345 nt
Organism: Parnassius apollo (apollo)
Lineage: Eukaryota; Metazoa; Arthropoda; Insecta; Lepidoptera; Papilionidae
Source: the annotation of a GenBank genome assembly